Messenger RNA from Strongylus vulgaris, 720 nucleotides. The record is from the annotation of a GenBank genome assembly. Lineage: Eukaryota; Metazoa; Nematoda; Chromadorea; Rhabditida; Strongylidae.
AUGUUGGAAGGUGUGUGUUGGAGGCUGCUUUAUCUGUUCCUUUUCAGCGUCCUUGUUGAUGCGAAUGCAGGGCACUAUGGUCUACCAUUAUAUCUCCGAUAUGAGGAUACUUCACCUAUGUUCCAACUACUUCCGCGAUCAGCAAUGCGAGUUCGACGAGCCUCUUCCAUUUUGCCUCAAGAAAGAGGUGAUGAGAAAGAAGGACCGGAUAUGUGGAACACGCAUAUUCCAGAUGAUAUAGAUGUGGAGAAAGAAAACAAUACUGUUGACCACCAGUACUACCUGAUGACUAUUUAUGCAAACCGUUCUGAUCAAACGAAGAGAUAUUGGGUCGAUAUUGACGAAAUGUUGAAGAAACCAGGAGUUGUCGGAAACGCUAGCCAUCCGCUUCUAUCUGGAACUUACCGCAGAGCCGUUGGGGCUAAACUUAGCUUCAAGUUCCCCUUCUAUGGCCAUAUGAUGGCAAAUCUCACAAUUGCUACUGGAGGUUUUCUCUAUGUUGGUGAUCAAACCCACAACUGGCUUGCUGCUACGCAGUAUAUCGCUCCUUUGAUGGCCAAUUUUGAUACAACGCUCGAUGGUUCAAGUAUUCUCUACGCUGAUGAUGGUGAACGUUUCGUAGUGGAGUGGAGGAAAGUGCAAUUAAGAGAGCAGCAUCAGGGUGCCCAUGAACGUAUCGCACAUAAGCGACGAGCAGCAUCCUGUCAAAUGUGGAAUUAG